Messenger RNA from Cicer arietinum (chickpea), 1040 nucleotides. RefSeq lists its product as uncharacterized. NCBI's taxonomy places the organism in Eukaryota, Viridiplantae, Streptophyta, Magnoliopsida, Fabales, Fabaceae. The record is from RefSeq and is a predicted model, not a curated record.
UACUGUACACUAUCCCUUGUGAUAAUAUAUUGGAAAAACCAAUCAUCAUUCAUCAAUGGGAGGUGGAACUAUGCAUGAUGAUCAUCUUGUAUCUCAGUUUAGAACCACCCUCAACAGUAAUUUACCUUCUUCUUCUUCAAAUCUCAAGCCUUCAGUUCUAACAGAUAUCAACACCUUAUCUUCUUGUUGCUGUAAUGGUCAACUAUGCAAAAAACAAGUGAUAACAGAAAGUGGGUCAUGUCUCUAUAAUCAUGUAUUUGAGACUGUUCCUUCUCAAAGGGAAGUUGAAGAUGCAAUAUCAGCUCUUCAAGAAUUUAUGAAAGCAGUAUUAUCCACAAUCACAGUUCAACAGAUCUCAGACUCAUAUGAUUCAAGGAUUGUGCUGUCUCAAGGAUAUAAAAGACUUUAUGAUGCUCUUCAGUUGCUGCAAACUGAUACUGCUGUUAAGAGAUUAGUAGUUUCACUAUCAUCUGAUGAAGCCAUUUGGGAUGUUGUCAUAAGAAAUGUGUUGCAUCAAAGGCUUCUGGAAUUGCCUGAUGCAGCUAAAUGUAAAAGGCCUCAGAUUUCAGAACAAAAAGAGAUCGGCAUAGAAAUCAUAAGCUGGAUAUUUUAUAUCUUAAAAGGAAAGAUUUUGGAACUGAUAGUAAGUUUUCAGUCACUUAUGAAUGAUUUAUUUCAGUCUCCUGGGAUUAAAAAUGCAACUGGAGAUGCAACACAGCUGGAUGAAAAAGUUAGGUCAUCGGCACUUCUCUCCAUUGUUAUCCUCUUGAUUGUAAUCAUGGCUCGAUCCCAAAGUCGUCAAGUAUAAUACGAAUUAUGAGUAGAGAAAUACUAACAAUACACUCUUCAAUCUAUAUUUUUUAAUCCACUUUCUUUGAUUGAUUAGAAUUCACAUAGGUUUCACCAAAUCAAGUGGGUGUCAUAUGAAUUUUGUAAGAUCUAUGUAAAUUUUAACCAAUAAGAAACAACGUGGUAAAAAUUGUGUUAAAGAGUAUGUUGUGAUGUUAGUAUUCAUAAAAUCUCGAUAUUGUUAAGUUGAA